Messenger RNA from Dibothriocephalus latus, 240 nucleotides. The record is from the annotation of a GenBank genome assembly. NCBI's taxonomy places the organism in Eukaryota, Metazoa, Platyhelminthes, Cestoda, Diphyllobothriidea, Diphyllobothriidae.
AUGUGGCUCGAGGACCGUUCUGAGAUCGAAAUUGUGGAUAUGAUCAUCCAGCUAAAUCAGCGGAUUGAGUCUCUUUACCAAUUAAGGCCAGCUGCGCGUGAUGUCACUGUAAAUUCCCUGCGCAAACAAAUCAGCGUCCUUCUGCAGGCCCUGCCGGAGGAUCUUCGCAGUGUGGUGAAAAACAGUGCUUCCGGCACCGGGGCCACUAGGAGCACUGUUGCUGUUUCUGAGCUCUCCUAA